AUGAAGUUUUGUGACAUAUUCGCCUGCUUCCAUGAGAAUAUGCUUUUGCAUUUUAAACUACGAAGGAAAGAGCUGCUAGCGUUUAAACAACAGGCUGGACUGAUGAAGGAGUUCGUGAACAUGUGCCCACAGGACGAUGUGAAAGAAAUCAAGGACAUUUUGGAUAUGGACUUCAUCAACGAACAACUUUGCAAGCUUUGCAAACAGGGGGUGCGUGAAAAUAAAAAAGAAAAUGGGGAAUAUAUUCCAGAAGUGAUAGCCUUUAGCAAAUUUCAACCUGUUUUGAAUAUCUUAGGCCAAUUUUCAGAAUGCAAAAAUAGUUACCUUUUCAAGAAGUAUUGGGAACAACGUCGAAUGUAUUUAAAUACAAGCGGACUUUCAAUGGAUAACAUCAUAACUAAUGUAUGGAAUCCUGUAAUUGAAACGUGGCUUUCGUUUCGGGAAAAAUUGAGAUUCGGGAAACACUUGUUUUGUAACUUUACAAACGAAAUCGGAUAUAUGUUUGAAAACGACGAUGAAGGCCUUAGGCGUGAAAUAAUGCUAUUCGGAAUAGAUAACACUACUGCCUGGAAUAUUGUUGAGUGCUAUAAGCAUCUGAAAAAGAUUCAGUCCAGCAUUUUUAAUGCUUCGCUUUUAUUAGAAAUUAAAAACGAAUUUUCUCUGCCAGGUGAUUUUUCAACCAUUGAAGAAAUUUCUAAAUUUGCAACAUUGGAUUUUGAACUUAAAAAACAUUUCGAUGAAAACAUUGUGAAAUCAUGCACAGACCUGAUAGAACUUACCACCAAGGAGACAGAGUGUUUAAAUGUGUUUGUACAUAGUAAACCGCUUAUAAAAUGGCUGCAAGAGUCAAUGUCUACAGCUGGACAAAAGGAACUCAAAGUCUUCACUGACUUGGCAAUGAUGUCGGCCGGUGACGAGCCGAUUAACAUUUGGAAAGUGCAGUGUCUACAUUCAGCCGUCAUGGGUUAUUCACCGCUUAUAUUCGAGUUGCAGAAUUGUAACGGAUACAUGCAAUUGCUCAACAGAUGUAAAUCAGUGUUUAAAGAAUUAAAGAUCAACCCAGUAUUACCAAAACAAAUGAUUGAUACCAACGCCCAACUGGAAUGGCUCAAAGAAAUAAAAAAGGCGCAUGGAUCUGUUGAAGUCACGUCUUUGAUGCUGGCACAGGCAAUAAACUCUGAUGGGAUGUAUAUGAUUGGCAUUGCCGACGGAGGCUACCAAGGCAAAGAUAUAAUGGGAAACGAUGCACUGAGUCUAAUCGUACCGGAAAAGGAUGGUGAACAGCAGCUCAGAAGCUAUACUCUUUCUGAAGUACAAGAUCUCCACAGCAGACUCAUGCUUGUAUCUGGAAAAAAUACUGCAGCUACAGUCGACAAAGAGGUUGACGUUGAAAUGUUUACUUUGAUUUUCGACAGCGUUUCGCGAGUAGGAAACGUUUACCAAAAAUUGUGUGAAUCUGGCUGUGUUCUGUUCUACAACUUUAAAGCAGAAUUUAUGUGCAACACUACAUGGUCUUCGCGUCCAGUAUGUGUUAAAAUUGAAUUCAGUGACAGAAAUGACACCCUUAUAUUGAAAGGUCGACAGUCUGAAAAAGAAAGUCUAAAAGAGAUCAUUCCUGAAAUAGUCAAAUACAUGGAAAAUUGUUUACAAGAAUGGUUACAGUACAUCAAGUCGAAGCGAGCAGAAUAUAUUUAUCUAAACUACUUUACUAUUGAACAACUAAUUAUUCUACAAAGGGAACUUGUUAAAAUAGAAGGAACAAUGUCGAAUUACGUGUACCUACUUCUGUCGGCUGUAAGGAAAGCAUGUGCACCAGGCAAGUGA
Molecule: messenger RNA, 1824 nt
Organism: Dreissena polymorpha
Lineage: Eukaryota; Metazoa; Mollusca; Bivalvia; Myida; Dreissenidae
Product: E3 ubiquitin-protein ligase rnf213-alpha-like
Exons: 8
Coding region: 1-1824 (607 amino acids)
Molecular function (GO): ubiquitin-protein transferase activity; ATP hydrolysis activity
Source: RefSeq, a predicted model, not a curated record